This is a messenger RNA of Balaenoptera acutorostrata (minke whale), 3279 nucleotides long. It is a transcript of the gene UBTD2, whose product is annotated as ubiquitin domain containing 2. The record is from RefSeq and is a predicted model, not a curated record. Gene Ontology annotation, molecular function: protein binding. The transcript is spliced from 4 exons. Bases 528 to 1100 code for a protein of 190 amino acids. NCBI's taxonomy places the organism in Eukaryota, Metazoa, Chordata, Mammalia, Artiodactyla, Balaenopteridae.
GGGGUGAGGCGGGCGCUGCGGCUCGCCCGGGAUGGGCCAGCCCCGGCCUGCCGGGGCCGAGCCGGAGGCGAGGGCGGCGCGCGGGACAGGCCUGCCGGGCGGGCGGCCCGGGGACUGAGGUAGAAGUGGGCGCGGAGGAAGGGGCCGAGCCAAGGCGGUGGGUGGAGCGGCGAGGGGGGCGGAGGCUGGGCCGCGGCGGGCGAGCGGAGCGGCGCGCCUGUCCGGAGCUCGGCGGCGGCGGCGGCGGCGCCGGAGGAGGCAGAGGCGGCGGCGGGCCCGGACGAGCGCCCGGAGGUGGCGGACGAGGCGCCGGGGGCCCCCAUGGGCGGGUGUGUGGGCGCCCAGCACGACUCCUCGGGCAGCCUCAACGAGAACUCGGAGGGCACCGGAGAUACAAGCUACAAGCUACUUAUAACAUUGCUAAACUAAAUCAAUACCUGUCCAGAAGUUCGGACUGGAGCACUUUCGCUUUAGGUCGUAACCAGCCUUUGAAAAAGGAGAAACCCAAAUGGAAAAGCGAUUAUCCCAUGACAGAUGGACAACUGCGCAGCAAGAGAGAUGAAUUUUGGGAUACUGCACCAGCUUUUGAAGGCCGUAAAGAGAUUUGGGAUGCCUUGAAGGCUGCAGCACAUGCUUUUGAAAGCAAUGAUCAUGAACUGGCGCAGGCAAUCAUUGAUGGUGCGAACAUAACGUUACCACAUGGUGCACUUACAGAGUGCUAUGAUGAACUGGGGAAUAGGUAUCAGCUUCCAGUCUACUGCUUGGCACCACCAAUCAACAUGAUAGAGGAAAAGAGCGACAUAGAGACUCUGGAUAUUCCUGAGCCACCACCCAAUUCGGGGUAUGAAUCUCAGCUCCGUUUGCGCCUUUCCACCGGCAAGGACCUCAAACUUGUGGUCCGCAGCACAGACACAGUGUACCACAUGAAGAGGCGGCUACAUGCAGCAGAAGGAGUGGAACCGGGUAGUCAGCGGUGGUUCUUUUCUGGCAGACCUCUCACCGACAAAAUGAAGCUGGAAGAGCUGAAGAUCCCAAAGGACUAUGUUGUACAGGUUAUAAUGAGCCAACCUUUGCAAAACCCAACACCAGUUGAGAACUGAACUGGUCCUGUCGGCUGUCCCCAGAUCCCUCCUGCUCCUUUCUAUUGUUGUUGUUAUCAUUUCCUACUCUACGGCGUGAAAUUUAUUUUCACUGCUCUGAAUUCCGUAUGAAUGGAUUUAGUUCUGAGGAAUUACCAGUGAAAACUUCCAUCUGUGAUGGAGACCAACGAAAAUAAUUAAUAAAACACAAAGAGCCAGCCUUUGAGACUCAUGUAAUUACAGUUUCUAAUUCAAGAGGCAGUUAAGAAAUAGAUAACCAUUUAUUUUAAAAUACCCAACAACUAUAUAAUGGCUGUAUUUAAAUGAUUUGGACUGUAAAUAGACCAUUGCAUCCAUGCAGAACAGCACCAAGCACCUGUGAAUACAGAAUUCUUAAAAAAUAAAUCAAAUACAAAAAAAUACAAUAACAGUUAUAAAACUUGAGCUUUUUAAAAUGGAAACUGAAAAGAGCAGUACUUGAGGUUCUCUUCUUUUCUGGUCUUAAUUCCUUGCUCAAUUAAUAUUUAGCCAUAAAGGAGUAGAGACUGGCAAAUUGUGUUUCAGUAUUGCUUUCCCCAUCCCCAUAUGUUGAGCUCCUUGUUUACAUUCACACUAAAUUUUGGUGCCUUCCAGCACGUUGGUGGCAGGCACCUUUCUGGAACACUAGGCAAUAAUUUGGUCAGUGCAUUCAGAUCUCUGACUUUCAACUGAUAACUUAGUUGAAAAGUCUGUUGUCCUCUUGCUGCAUAGGUAUUUUGAAAUGUCUAUAUAAUGAAGCUGUUUCAUAUCCAGGCUUAGAAGGACACUACUAUGUAAUACCUUCAUUGAUCUACCUACCCUGCUUAGAACUUUUCAGAGCUAACUGUGCCCCCAAAUGCAUGUAUAUGCAUGGAAUCAAGUACAGCUGGGAAUGUACUUGAAUCAUUCCAGGGAUUCAAGGGAAUCCCAGGGAAUGCACGGAAUCAAGUACAGCUGUUCCUACUGUAGGAUAAUAAAGUAAUUAUCUCUUCUCCCCCAAUUUGCAGGAAGGGUGUAAGGAAAACCCGUUCUGUCUGUGCCUGGGAGAAUUGUGCCUGUCUUCAAUCUUUUAGAAAAAAUUUCAACUCAUAAUUUGCUAGUGUGAAAGAUUUACUGACAUCACGUAAACAUCGACAGUGAGACCAAAUGAUGAUACGUUGCUUUAUGCUUUAGUGCUUUCCAUAGUUCACUGUUACCUGUAGUUGUGGUGGAUGAGAAUUUUCCUCUCUCAUCUUUCCUAGCAAAGAGGCAAAUUAAGAAGCAUCUGCAGAUUAUAUUAGAGGACUGAAAAAUUUGGUGAGAUAACCUGACUCUUCUGUACUAGGACUGGAAUAAAGCUGCCAAGGAUUAUAUUUAAUUUGGAGCCUUUUCAAGGUUGGUUCCAUAAGUGAGAAGGGGUCUACCACGUGAUUUCUGAACCCCUGAGAAUCCAUGAGAUGGAAAAGUAGAAGCAAGAAGGCACUUACGUUGUUCUCAAAUGAGAAAUAAUCAAACCUUCACAUGUAUUUUGGAUGUGAAGCACCAUUAUUAAUUUUAAUGGCAAAAUGAAACUAUUUAGUUUAAAUGUAAUGUUUAAAAUACUAUUAAAUUUCCUAUAGCCUGAUUGCACAUAAUAUCUAUAAUUGUAACAUAUGUUUCUGAGAGCUUUAACUACUUCUCUUUUUCAUGCAAUCAUUUUAAAGAUUGUGGCUACAUUUAAUUUAGGUUUACUAAUAAUUGAAUCUAAAUUCAAGAGGCAACAGCAGCAUUAAUUCCAAAGGAGUAUUUUUAUAUAUGGAGGUGGAGAUAUGCGAGGGUAUUUCAAUAUAAUGCCCCUGUCGUCAAAAUGUUUCCUUAUUAAUUUGUGUGCCACAUUGAACAGCAACAUCUCUCAAAGUUUGUCAACUGGAGGACAAAAAAGUGUUCAAAUCUAUUUUUCUUAAGUAAAUUUGGUGAUAUAAUAAUCUAUAGUUGGUAGAAGUUUUUUUGUUGAGGAUUUGAGCUCUCUUAAUAGUUUAUUUUAAAGGAACAUGUACUUUGAAUAACAAUUUUCUGGGCAUUUAACUAACCUAGGUGAGAAAACCAUGGUGCUGUUUAAUUGUAAAUAGAUUGAUAUAAGAUUGGACCAAUACUUGAUGUGUACAAUUUUAGUAUGUAGGGUUUUUGUGCUUUUUUUAAAAAAAAAGUUCAAUUUUUCUCUUUG